Molecule: messenger RNA, 2160 nt
Organism: Oldenlandia corymbosa var. corymbosa
Lineage: Eukaryota; Viridiplantae; Streptophyta; Magnoliopsida; Gentianales; Rubiaceae
Source: the annotation of a GenBank genome assembly
AUGGCGCUGUUCACUUCCCCGCUCUUUUUCGAUUACUCACUAUUUCAAGGACAUAAACAGCACUCUUUUACUUCCGGCGAACGGCUCGGCGGCCUACUCCGCCGAGCUUCGCCCGUGGUGAAGAUUCAAUUGUCGGCGCGGGCGACAAUGCGGUUGGAAUCAGGAGCCGGUGAGAGCCGCAAAGGUGCGGCGAUCCUCUGGUACAAGAACGAUCUUCGUAUCGAUGAUCAUCCUGGCUUUGUUGCUGCUUCUAAGCAUCCGACAAUACUUCCUCUUUAUGUAUUUGAUCGACGCAUUGUUUCUCGUCUUCCUGAUGAAAUGCUUGAGCUUCUCAUUUUUGCACUGGAAGAUUUGCGGAAGUCACUCAAGGAUAGAGGUUCUAACUUGAUGAUCAGGUUUGGAGAUGCUGAGGGUGUCAUUGAAGCACUUGUCAAAGAGGUGAAGGCAACAAAUAUAUAUGCUGAAGAAGAGGUGGAGUACCACCUAUGCAUAGUGUUAGAUGCAGUGCAGAAGGUUGUGAAUUCAACUGCUUUAUCUUCUGCCGAAGGGCGUCCCAGAUUGGUGGCGUGGAACUGCUCGUUGUAUGACAAUAAAAGCUUGGAAGAUCUGCCUGCUUCAAAUGAUGACUUCAAAAAACUGCGGAUACCUGUUGUUUCACCUGUCUCCCCGAAUGAGUUACCAGAUUCUAAGAUGGAUUUUGUUUGGGGCGAUGUACCGUCUUUGGAUGAUUUGCGGAAGUUUGUCGAGAACAAUGUUGUAAGACUAGAGGAUGAGUGGACAGCGGCCACGAUGAUAAAUGAGCGUCUGAAAGAACAGUUUGUGAUUAACAGUUCCCCAUUCAGGGGUGUCAAACUUGUAAAUGUAGAGAAAAUAGAAAACGAAAGCAGCCAAGUGGAAGAAAGGAAGAGACCAGAACGAUCAGCAUUUAUCACACAACAGGGGACCUUUGUUGCUGGUGGGACGAGUGCUGUGUUGAAUGCUUUGGCUGCAUAUUUGCGUUAUCUAGAGGGUACUGCUCGAGGUGACUGGCAGGAAUUACAUGUUAAACUCUGUGAAGCAGAAACCAGGGAAGGAGCCUCAUUUGGUGCCCUUUUUGGACCUGCCCUUCAAUUAGGGAUCAUAUCAAGAAGAAGAGUAUAUUAUGAGGCAAUCAAGUACGAGAAGGAACGGAAUGGUGGUUUUCUAUCUCCCUUUGGAUAUUCAGCAGCCACCAUUUCUGCUGCAAUUGAUACUGUCUGUUCAAUGGAGUGGUAUCGGCUUUUGGCUUUAAAGAGUCAAGUAGCCGAGGAAGGCACUUUCUCUGUUAGGAUAUGGAGAUGGAAUGGCUAUUUAAUCCAUUAUACUGUUUCAGGUGAGGGAGGUCCUGCAAUUCUUCUUGUCCAUGGUUUUGGCGCUUUUCUGGACCAUUUCCGGGACAACAUAGGUCAAGUAGCUGAAAGUGGAAACCGAGUUUGGGCUAUGACGCUUGUGGGCUUUGGCAAAUCAGAAAAGCCAAAUAUUGUUUACACUGAGAUCAUGUGGGCGAAGCUGGUUAGAGAUUUCAUUAUUGAAGUUGUUGGGGAACCAGUGCACCUUGUUGGAAACUCAAUUGGUGGCUACUUUGUUGCUAUUGCUGCUGGACUUUGGCCUGCCAUUGCCAAAUCCGUGGUUCUUGUAAACAGUGCAGGCAAUGUCACUCCUGAGCCUUCUGUUGUCCAACUAUCUGAAGACAGGCAAACUUCUGGGGCGGCAUGGCUGGGUGCUAGGCUCCUUUUGCUAUACCUGAGGUUGAAUAUCAGGAGCAUAUUGAAAAGCUUUUAUCCGGCAAAGAUGGAGCGAGUUGAUGAUCAGCUUAUUUACGAGAUGCUCAGAGCUUCCCAUGAUCCUGGGGUUCUGGUUGUUUUGGAGUGCAUCUUCGGCUUCGAUCUUUCACUUCCUCUUAAUUCUCUAUUGAAGGGGUUUGAGGGGAAAAUCCUUGUAGUUCAGGGCAUGAGAGAUCCCCUGUCUGACUCCAGAUCUAAGUUAGCUGUAAUUAGAGAGCACUGUAAAGGGAUAGCUAUUCGAGAACUAGAUGCAGGCCAUUGCCCGCAUGACGAGCUGCCAGCAGUGUUCAAUGCUGUUUUAAAGGAGUGGGUACUGACUGUCGAAAGUGAGGUUGUGUCUGCUGGAUUAACAAGGUAA